Messenger RNA from Toxoplasma gondii ME49, 5065 nucleotides. RefSeq lists its product as hypothetical. The record is from RefSeq and is a predicted model, not a curated record. The transcript has 4 exons. NCBI's taxonomy places the organism in Eukaryota, Apicomplexa, Conoidasida, Eucoccidiorida, Sarcocystidae. Bases 1731 to 4763 code for a protein of 1010 amino acids.
CGAGUAACGAACGCAGAUAUGACACGGCAGCUGAGCAGAGUUGUCACCUCUGUUUCUGAUGUCACACGAAUGAGACGGGUGUGUGUUUUGGUGUACAGCAAGCUCGAUACAUGUGUGUAGUCCAUCGAAAAACUGAUAUGGUCUGGGAUUAGCGGGCAACCUCUGUUCCCCCAACUUGGGGUCCGUUUCGCCGACACCCUUCCUGGGUUUCAACAAGAGACCUGAGGCCCUCUGUGGUGGUUGGGUUGACUUGCGGUCUUGCUUUGCGCGUUACACGCUGCGCCCGUGUUUCUGGCUGAUGGUAUCGAGACAGUGCCUUAUACUAUGAAGGAAAGUGUGUUUAUUUCGCAGUACAAUUUUCGUGAAGUCCGCUGCUCGCGUAGUGCUCGAGUACUCAGGUAGCUCAGGACUUGGCAGCUGCGCAAAAGGACAUCCGAAACCCCGAGAAAGCGCCGUUUUUCGCACCUCGAAAUGAGGCUGCGUGUCUGCCCUUUGGCUUCCCUAGCACAGCCAGCCAGCCUUGUGUCCGGCGCUCUUCAGCUGCGGAGACGAAGAACAGGCUUCGACUCGGCUUGCGAACCAACGAAAAACUAGGAAUAGUCGCAUACGGCGUCAAAAAUGCAACACCGGAAACGGCACUCUGCGCACGACGCUUUGGAACGUCUGGCUCGGGUUUCUGGCUGGCUGUAUAAUAAGAGACCGCGUGUGGCGCGAGGAAUUUUAUUCACGAGGAAACGUAGGAAAGUCUCGCUUCCUCAUUUGCGCUGUUUUACGCCACCAUUCAUCCUGUGAGGCAGAACGGGACAUUUUGCUCCCGAAAAGGUCAACGCCUCUUGACGGAAAAGGGAUUUUUGUGUCUCGCUUCCUGUGGCAUUGCUGGCUUGUGGCUGCAUCUCGGGCAUUCUGCCCGCUGUGGGUGGACGGGCAAUCCCCGUGCUGCGCGCUUUGUCUUGCACGGAACACAGCUUUGAGAGACUUUUCGCCGAGAAAUCAAGACGUCCGCGGUUGUCUUUCUCGGAGGACGGAGCCCUCACUGCACAGGACGUCUCUCGAUCGCAGAUGUCUCCCUCUUCUUCACUGUGAACUUUCGAGGAAUCUCCGCGUUCAUGCGACGUCAUGCACAUACAUCUUGCUGCACGGCUCACUACAGAGGCCUCUCCGGGUCGGUACGCGUGGACCGCGUCGUUUUUCCCUGCUCAUCUGCAAAGCAUUUCUGCUCGAACUGGAAAUUGAGUUCGCAAGGGAAGCUUGGUUUUUUCUUGUUUGUCGAGCGAAAACAUUGGCUGCUUCCGCUGAAGGAUUCGCAGCCGGCAUCUCUUCGGCCGACGUCGAACGGGGGUGAAUCUGCUCGCCCUUGGCGGCAAGCAUGUAGUGAGAGAUGCAUCUUCAAACACAUCCUGGUUCAAUUUCAUCUUUUUUCAGGGUGUCAGACGCCUUUUCCUCUGCGAUUCACGUAGCAUGCGCAAGAUGUGCAAGGAGUGCGCGGCGCAGAAAAGCGACUUCCGGCUCUAGCCAGGGAGGGGGACUCACGCAUUAAAGCUGUUUGUUGAGUCCGAGCUGCCGCACACACUUGGUUUUAUCUCUAGUAAAUGUCACACUUCGAGGUUUGAAACGCGUGCCGACCUCUGGAACUCGAUUCUGUGUAGCCUCAACCCUCGAGGCUCUUCUCUGCUCUGUGUGUUCCCUCCCUUUCUUCAAUCUCUUAACCGUCCCCAGCACAUCGCUUUCAAAUGGCGACACAACUAGGGAGAUCUGCUCCACUCUCAGAGUGUGAGUUUCUUGUCGCUUCCGGUCGUGCACGCGCACCGGGUGACCCUUCUCGGCGAAGCGUUUCUCAGCCUUCCCGCAGAAACGGGAGUUUUCGCGAAGGAUUGGGUCCGCGAAGCCACGACAGAGAACUGGUUGGACACCCAGAUAUCGACAAAUUUCGGUCGACAGCUGGUCCGCAGACUUCCCGCGCUCGAAGUGCGCGAGCGGCUCAGCCCGAGACACUUCCGCGCUUUUACCGGCCGAGUUCGAGGAUGGCGGCCGCCAAGAACGAGACCUCUCGCGAGCUGCGGGGAAAGCCCCCGAGACCGACUUCCACCCUGAAGUACGUGGGAUGCCCGCCGACGGAGCCUCGACUCCGGCCCAAGCGAACUUCAACUGGACUGGAAGAACGCAUGCUGAAGAGCGGCGGGUACGGCGUCCGCAUUCACUGGGACGAGUACGCCGGCUAUCACGUCCACGCGUCUGCUCCGGAAGUGGACCUGAUGCAUGCGGACCAAGUGCUCAUGGUCCGCGAUUCUCCGACACACUCCCGGGAGUCCGACAAGGACGCAGCGGGCUCUCCUCCCGGUGGUCUUUCCGCCAGCCUUUCUCCGGGCAGAAAAGCCACUAAGAAGGCGGGGCCGGUUCACUGCGGCGUUUCCCGACAGUGUAUCCCAGUGUACCAGUUCGCGCCGACGCUGUGUGAGAAGUCGAGAGAAAUCAUCGAUGUUUACCGGAAAGAACGUGUGGCGCAUCUCUGGAAGAAGGUGGACGCCCGCCGCGAAGGCGUCGUCGACUUGUUCCAGCUCGCUUCGCGAGCGCCCAGUCGCAAAACGUCCAAACUCCGCAGCUCUGGGAUGGACGCGAAGUCUCCAGACGACACUGUCUUGUCUAGCGUCGAAGAGCGUUUCGUUCAGGCGUGCGUCAUGCAGUUCGUUCAAAUCGCUGUGAGUCGCACAAGCGCACAACUCGUGAAGGACGGCGCGACUCUUGGGCCGCACUUCGACGACUCGCUCCGCUUCACAACGGCAGGAGCGCAGGGAAGCGAAAAUCCACCGGUCGUCGUGCCGACGGAACAGGCUGUGUUCCCGCAUCCGCAUGCACGGGAUCCGAUGCGCGAAGGACUGCAGCCUGACGCAGAGGCCGAAGGUGCGAAGAUCGAACGCGAAAACGCAACUGCGAUUCAAGCGGCGAAACGCCUCGCGCGCCAACACAACCAGGUGAUCAUGCUGAACGUCGACGCGAACUUGGGGGCUGACGCGUCCGCGACCCCUGCGCUGUUUGUCCCGCGAAAAAAAUUCGAGAGCGUCGCCCUCGAGGCUCUCGCGCACGAGUUCGGAAAUCCCGACAUCGACGUAUUUCGCGACCGCGUCAUGUGCGAGUGCCGGAAACUCGUGGAGAAAGUGAACCCCGAGGAAGCGCAGCGGUUCUUCAAGCCGUACAUUCUCGAGUAUUCGCGGAAACUGGAUGCGCGCCGGCGAAGAGCCAAGGCGCAGGAGAGAGAGGAAAGCGGACGCCGAGCCGCGAGCUUGUCAGCAGACGGCUAUGGGCCGCAAGGCAAAUUCCCGACCGUCGGGCUGAGGCGAGUGGAGAAUCGCUUCGACGAACAGAUUGAACACUACUUGCGAAAGAAGCAGCAGCUGCACCACUUGAAGGAGGCGUUGGACGAAAUGCGAGAGGGUCAGUUCUGCACCUUCCAUCCUGCCGUCAAUCCGUACCCCAAGUACCUCAAGCAAGCCUUCCGUCUGCGGAGAAGCCCAGACGACCCACUCGUGAUUCUCGAACGCUUCUGCGAGCAGUACACCGAGGACAGAGAGUACCCGCGUCUGGUCGAAGCCAUUCGCGAGUGCACCUUCCAGCCCAACAUCCACAAAUUCGUUGCGAAGGAGAAGCAACUCCAGGCGACAGGCGUCGAGGUCUCUCAGGAAAAGGAGAAAGGGAUCACUGUUCCCGGGAAAAGGAUUAAGGAGGCUCACAAACAGACCACGGAGGACAAGCCGGCCGCGAUGGAGAGCCGCGUAGAUCACCUCUUCCAGUCCAUUGAACGACCAUUCGAUCACAUCUUCGCCGCCGAUAUCAACCAGUGGCUCGAGACCGACGCCAACCUCUACUCUUCACAGGAAGACGGCGCUGAGAAACGCAAGAAGCAACGCUGGAAACGGUGGGAAGUCGAGGGACGGGCGCCCCAGUACCGCGGCGCACUGAAGGACCGAAGCCAGCGCGCCUUGCUUACUCAAGACGGUGGAGAGGUCGUCGUUCAACUUGUAGAAGAGACGGAAGAGAGAGCGCCGGUGGUUCUUCCGAGACACCGAACAACGCCGUACAAUGACUGGGUCAAUGGUCUUCGAGGCGGAUAUCUGCCGAACGUGAUGGAUUUCCAAAAGGGUCCAACGGAGAAAGGAGACCGGAAGAAGGCGGAGCGAUUCAACAUGCGCGACUGGAGUCGUCACAUUCGCUUGAGUGAACGCGAAGUCGAGACCCGCAUCAUUCCAAAUGAAGAGAUCAUCGACGCGGUGUGUGAGUCAGAGCUACCCUCUGCAGCUCCACCACCCCCGACGAUCUGGGUCAGACGCCGUCGGUGGGAACCGGCGCCGGAGCGCGGCCCAGAUGCUCCGACAUUCACCGAGGCACACUUCCACACAGGCAGCGAUAGACAAACAGAUCGACUUUUGCCUGCUGGAAAGCCUGCUGCACUUACUCAGCAACAGGCUAAAGAGUACAAGAACCGGUUCGCGUCUUCGGUGGACCCCACCACGUUUGUGGUGCCGACUCCACUGAAACUGGAUCGCCUGCGGCAACAGUAUCGACUCUACAUGCAGCUGAGAAACGGCAUCGAGACCGGUGAGAUCCGGACGCCCCCCAAGGUUGUCACUCUUCGCCGGGAUGUGUUGACGGACCUUGAAAAAGAAGUCAAACGCGAACCGCCGACUCUGGUGCUCGCAGAAACGCGAGACGCUUUCGCCUCCGACACCGUGGAAACCGACAACUCUGUUGACGGCUACGUUUGCGAAUGACGGAAGAAAACGACGGGUGCUCACCACGAGGUGUGGAUUCAGACCGGAUGGCGGUUGUACGUGGUGGACAAAUUGUCAGGUGGACGCCGCUGGAGUAAAACUGUCUUUUCAGAAGCGGCAAGGGUGAGUUGGAGGGGGUUGGUGAAUUUGUGUGUUCUAUCGAGACGCAUGCGACAAAGCGCAGGUGUGUCGGAAUCUGGAGGGGACCGUGUCUUGCGGAACCCCCUCGGUUUACGCGCGAAAAACAGAUGGAAGAACGUGUCGGGAAUCAACUCUACACAGUGAAAGUAAAAGACUGAGCA